Molecule: messenger RNA, 1297 nt
Organism: Peromyscus californicus insignis
Lineage: Eukaryota; Metazoa; Chordata; Mammalia; Rodentia; Cricetidae
Gene: B3galt9
Product: beta-1,3-galactosyltransferase 9
Exons: 3
Coding region: 1-1242 (413 amino acids)
Cellular component (GO): membrane
Molecular function (GO): hexosyltransferase activity
Source: RefSeq, a predicted model, not a curated record
AUGGCUGAGGCUGUGAAGAAGGACGGGAUGCACCCGUUGCUGUCCGGCUGCAGUUAUCCCGACAUUCUGUUGCUCAUAACUUGGAAUAUGAACUUAAUCAUUCCCAAAGCCCUGAAAUUGCUCACAGACAACAUGCAGGUGACAUUCUGCAGACUUCGGACUCACCAGUGGUGUUUCAUUCUGUUUAAUGUCGUACUGUUUCAUGCCUUGCUCUUUGGAGCUGACUUUGUGGAAGAAUACUUUUUACGGUCUUUGCCUCAUGUCGAUAUCAAAAUUCUUGAAAUUAAGAACAAGGCAAGAAAAUUGAACAUGGAAUCUGUAAGAAGCAAUCCUUCCAAGUAUUAUGUUCUGAGCCAGCCGGAGGCAUGUAAUGAGAAGACCAUCUUUCUGCUCUCUCUUAUCUUCAGUAGCCCAGGGAAUGGAACAAGACGGGAGCUCAUCAGGAAAACCUGGGGUAGUGUGACUAGUGUCCAAGGAUAUCCAAUUCUCACACUGUUUGCUCUGGGAAUGCCAGCUCUGGUAACUACCCAGGAAGAAAUAGACAUAGAGUCUCGGAAGAAUAACGAUAUCAUUGAAGGGAUUUUCUUGGACAGUUCCGAAAACCAAACCCUGAAGGUCAUCUCAAUGACUCAGUGGGCUGUGGCCUUCUGUCCUAAUGCCCUGUUCAUCCUCAAAGUUGAUGAAGAAAUGUUCGUCAAUCUACCAGGCUUGGUAGACUAUCUCCUCAGUCUAAAAGAACACUUGGAAGGUAUCUAUGUAGGAAGGGUUAUUCACCAGGAUAUACCUAACAGAGACCCCCACAGCCAAGAAUUUGUCCCUCUUAGUGAGUACCCAGAAAAAUAUUACCCAGACUACUGCAGUGGUGAGGCCUUUAUAAUGUCCCAAGAUGUGGCUCAGAUGGUGUAUGUGGUAUUGAAUGAAGCACCUAUAAUGGUACCUGCUGAUGUAUUUGUAGGGAUCUGUGCUAAGCUGGUUGGCCUUAUACCCAUCCACAGCUCAAGGUUUUCUGGGGAAAGACACAUUGUGUAUAACAGAUGUUGCUACAAGUUCAUCUUUACAUCUUCAGAAGCUACAGAUGCUGAAACAUCCCUGGCAUGGAGAGAAAUGAAUGAUGGGAAAGAGUGUUCACUGUUUGAGACUUACUAUGGGCUCAUUUCCUGCAAACUUCUGACAUACCUCAACAGCUUUAGACGUUUUCAUGUGGGGACUGUGCAAGGCAGUGCUGUGCACUUUGGUGAAUAGUAUUCACUUGCUUUCCUUUUAAGUCUCUUGUUUUUAAAUUGAUGUUGGCCCAUUA